Messenger RNA from Lepisosteus oculatus (spotted gar), 3694 nucleotides. Its product is annotated as adenylate cyclase type 2. Gene Ontology annotation, cellular component: plasma membrane. The record is from RefSeq and is a predicted model, not a curated record. NCBI's taxonomy places the organism in Eukaryota, Metazoa, Chordata, Actinopteri, Semionotiformes, Lepisosteidae. Gene Ontology annotation, molecular function: adenylate cyclase activity. Gene Ontology annotation, biological process: intracellular signal transduction; adenylate cyclase-inhibiting G protein-coupled receptor signaling pathway; adenylate cyclase-activating G protein-coupled receptor signaling pathway.
UCCAGCUUAACAUGUUGCCUGAACAAUGCUACGGACUACAUUUCAAGCUUUUUUACCCACAUAUCGGAUGCACAGAGGUUCACUGAAUUCAAAUGAACUAAGUGAGGGUAUAAAAACAAAACAGGGGGAUAAGGCAGACUACUCCACACCAGUUUCCAUGUGGCGAGAAGCAAUGAGAAGGAGACGCUAUUUGCUGGAUAGGACUGAGAAUACCAGGGGUAAACAGAAGUCUACAGACUGGCUCUACGAGUCAUACUACUGCAUGAGCCAGCAGCACCCUCUGAUAGUCUUUCUGCUUCUGAUUGUGAUGGGAGCCUGCCUUGCUCUGCUGACAGUAUUCUUUGCUUCUGGGCUGGAUAUUGAAGACCAUGUGGCAUUUGUAAUCACUGUCCCAACGGCUCUUGCAAUUUUCCUGACAAUCUUUGUUCUGGUCUGCAUUGAAUCAGUCUUCAAGAAGCUGUUGCGCAUUUUCUCUUUGGUAAUCUGGGCAUGUCUUGUUGCCAUGGGAUACCUUUUUAUGUUUUUUGGAGGUAUCAUCUGUCCUUGGGACCAGGUCUCCUUCUUCUUGUUUAUUAUAUUUGUGGUGUACACCAUGCUACCCUUCUCUAUGCGGGAUGCUGUAAUUGCCAGUGUGCUGACCUCCUCCUCCCACACCAUUGUACUAAGUAUCUGCCUGUCAACAACCUCUGUUCUGAUGGAACACUUGGUAUGGCAGAUUUUGGCCAAUAUCAUAAUCUUCAUCUGUGGGAACAUGGCCGGGGCCUAUCACAAGCAUUUAAUGGAGCUGGCUCUGAAACAGACUUACCAGGACACCUGCAACUGCAUCAAAUCUCCCAUCAAGCUGGAAUUUGAAAAACGUCAACAGGAACGUCUGUUACUAUCUUUGCUUCCUGCUCAUAUUGCCAGGGUAAUGAAGGCUGAAAUUAUACAGAGAUUAAAGGGACCGAAUUCUGGUCAGGUGGAAAACACAAACAACUUCCAUAAUUUGUAUGUUCAACGGCACACCAAUGUCAGUAUUCUAUAUGCUGAUAUUGUGGGAUUUACACGACUUGCCAGUGACUGCUCACCAGGGGAGCUAGUCCACAUGCUAAAUGAACUCUUUGGAAAGUUUGAUCAGAUUGCUAAGGAGAAUGAAUGUAUGAGAAUUAAAAUACUUGGAGACUGCUAUUACUGUGUUUCUGGCCUACCUGAAUCACUGCCAAACCAUGCUAAAAAUUGUGUGAAAAUGGGUCUGGACAUGUGUGAAGCCAUAAAGAAAGUGAGAGAUGCCACUGGAGUUGACAUAAAUAUGCGGGUCGGAGUGCAUUCUGGGAAUGUUCUGUGUGGUGUGAUUGGGCUCCAGAAGUGGCAGUAUGAUGUAUGGUCACAUGAUGUGACACUGGCCAAUCAUAUGGAGGCUGGUGGAGUUCCUGGACGGGUUCACAUAACCUCAGUUACACUAGAGCAUUUAAAUGGAGCCUACAAAGUUGAGGAUGGAGAUGGCCAAAAUAGAGAUCCUUAUCUAAAGGAACAUGGUGUUAUCACUUAUCUUGUCAUCAACCCAAAAGGGGAGAGGCGGAGCCCUCAGCACCACUUCAGGCCAAGACACACACUGGAUGGGGCCAAGAUGAGAGCCUCUGUGCGAAUGACCAGGUACCUGGAGUCCUGGGGGGCAGCUAAGCCCUUUGCUCAUUUGCACCACCGGGACAGCAUGACUACUGAAAACGGCAAGAUCAACACAACAGAUGUACCGAUGGGACAAUAUCAUUUUCAGAGGCGCUCUGAAAGGACAAAAUCACAGAAAAAGCGGUUUGAGGAAGAGCUGAAUGAGAGAAUGAUUCGAACAUUUGAUGGAAUAAACUCACAAAAACAGUGGCUUAAGUCUGAAGAUAUUCAAAGAAUAUCAUUGUUCUUUCAUAAUAAAACACUAGAGAAGGAGUACAGAGCAACUACUUUGCCAGCUUUCAAGUAUUAUGUCACCUGUGCUUGUGUCAUAUUUUUCUGCAUCUUCGUUGUACAGAUUCUAGUCUUGCCAAAAACGCAAGUACUGGGAAUUUCUUUUGGAGUAGUUUUCCUUUUACUGUCCUUGAUCCUGCUAAUCUGUUUUGCUGGCCAUGUAUUGCAAUGCAGCAAAACAGACUCUACGUCUUGGCUUUGGAUUCUAAGAUCGUCUGGAAUCAUUGCCAACAAACCCUGGCCACGGAUCACUCUAACUAUGACAACAACUGCCUUAAUAUUAAUAAUGGCUGUAUUCAAUAUGUUCUUCUUAGAGGACAAUGUUUCAACUUCAGUUCCCAUGUUUAACACCUCAAAUGAAACUUUGUAUUACUCCAAUGGCCAAGCACUGCGAGUCAUAGAGAAGAACAACUUCUAUCUUCCAUAUUUCAUAUACAGCUGUAUUCUUGGUCUGAUAUCCUGUUCGGUGUUCCUGAGAAUAAACUAUGAGCUGAAGAUGAUAAUCAUGCUGGCAGCGGUGGUUGGCUACAAUGUCAUCAUCCUUCAAACUCAUGCUUCUGUGUUAGACGAAUAUAGCAAGUUCCUGUAUAAAACGGAGAUUUUGGAAAGGCCUGGUGUUCUUAAAGACCUAAAGACAAUGGGGUCCGUCUCUCUUUUUAUCUUCUUCAUUACACUCCUUGUGUUGGCUAGGCAGAAUGAAUAUUACUGUAGGUUAGACUUCCUCUGGAAGAACAAAUUCAAAAAGGAAUGUGAGGAGAUCGAGACCAUGGAGAACCUGAACCGGGUGCUUCUGGAAAAUGUCCUCCCCGCCCAUGUCGCUGAGCAUUUCUUGGCUCGCAACUGGAAAAACGAGGACUUAUAUCAUCAGUCCUAUGACUUAGUCUGCGUCAUGUUUGCCUCAAUCCCGGACUUUAAAGAAUUCUAUACGGAAUCUGAUGUCAAUAAAGAAGGACUGGAGUGCCUGAGACUACUUAAUGAGAUUAUUGCAGAUUUUGAUGAGUUGCUAUCUAAGCCGAAGUUCAGUGGAGUGGAAAAAAUCAAGACGAUAGGCAGUACCUAUAUGGCAGCAACAGGACUGAAUGCAACUCCAGGACAAGAAUACACACAGGAACACGACAGGCAGUAUAUGCAUAUCGGUACAGUGGUGGAGUUUGCCUUUGCACUGGUGGGAAAGCUUGACGUAAUUAAUAGACAUUCCUUCAAUGAUUUCAAGCUCAGAGUAGGGAUAAAUCACGGGCCUGUGAUUGCUGGAGUGAUUGGUGCUCAGAAGCCACAGUAUGAUAUAUGGGGGAACACAGUGAAUGUGGCCAGCAGAAUGGAAAGCACUGGGGUGCUUGGAAAAAUACAGGUUACAGAAGAGACAAGCAAGAUCUUACAAACCCUAGGAUACAUGUGCACAUGCCGGGGAAUAAUCAACGUUAAGGGAAAAGGGGAGCUAAAAACCUACUUUGUUCAUACAGAAAUGCCCAGAUCACUUUCACAAGGUAAUGUAAUGCCUUGAACAGUACAAUCUGACUGCAUAUCAGGCCAUCUGCUUGGCCCUGUCAGGGGCUGAUAACAUCAAAACCACAGUAUCUGUAUAUAGUUCAGUUUUGUCCUUAGAUGCACGAAUAUUGGAUGUAUUUACAAGUGGUUCUGUUUCUUUUUCACAAGCAGUGGUUACCCUGAGAGUACUCUGGAUUUGCAGAGAGUGUAAUUACACAAAGCCAGGAACAGUUUUGUAAAAAAUAAAAAAAAUAAAAAAUGUGUUUUAAUGUUU